Molecule: messenger RNA, 1682 nt
Organism: Molossus molossus (Pallas's mastiff bat)
Lineage: Eukaryota; Metazoa; Chordata; Mammalia; Chiroptera; Molossidae
Gene: MYLIP
Product: myosin regulatory light chain interacting protein
Exons: 7
Coding region: 229-1566 (445 amino acids)
Biological process (GO): ubiquitin-dependent protein catabolic process
Cellular component (GO): cytoskeleton
Molecular function (GO): cytoskeletal protein binding; ubiquitin-protein transferase activity
Source: RefSeq, a predicted model, not a curated record
GCUGCUGGAGUGUGGCGCCGCCGCGGGGACCUGGAGAGUCGGCAGGCAGGCGGGCGGGCGAGCUGGCGAGGGGGUGGCGGCCGCAGGGCGCAGGGCAGGGAUCUACAGAGAGGCAGCCUCCCGACGGCCAGCCUCGCCGAGCCCGGGACUGGGUCUGAUUGCUGGCGAGGCGGCAGCCCCGCGCGCACCAAAGAGGAGGCGGCUGCAGCGGCGGCGGCGGCCCCAGCCAUGCUGUGCUAUGUGACGAGGCCGGACGCGGUGCUGAUGGAGGUGGAGGUGGAAGCGAAAGCCAACGGCGAGGACUGCCUCAACCAGGUGUGCAGGCGAUUGGGAAUUAUAGAAGUUGAUUAUUUUGGACUGCAGUUUACGGGUAGCAAAGGUGAAAGUUUAUGGCUAAAUCUGAGAAACCGGAUCUCCCAGCAGAUGGAUGGACUAGCCCCUUACCGGCUUAAACUGAGAGUAAAGUUCUUCGUGGAGCCUCAUCUCAUCUUACAGGAGCAGACUAGGCAUAUCUUUUUCUUGCAUAUCAAGGAGGCGCUCCUGGCCGGCCACCUCCAGUGUUCCCCAGAGCAGGCGGUGGAACUCAGCGCCCUCCUGGCCCAGACCAAGUUUGGAGACUACAAUCAGAACACUGCCAAGUACAGCUACGAGGAGCUGUGUGCAAAGGAGCUCUCCAGUGCAGCCCUGAGCAGCAUUGUUGCAAAGCAUAAGGAGCUGGAGGGGAUCAGCCAGGCUUCGGCUGAAUACCAAGUCUUGCAGAUUGUGUCGGCAAUGGAACACUAUGGCAUAGAAUGGCAUUCUGUGAGGGACAGCGAAGGGCAGAAACUCUUCAUCGGGGUUGGACCUGAAGGAAUCUCCAUUUGUAAAGAUGACUUUAGCCCAAUUAAUAGGAUCGCGUACCCGGUAGUGCAGAUGGCUACCCAGUCAGGAAAGAAUGUGUACCUGACCGUCACCAAAGAGUCUGGGAACAGCAUCGUGCUCUUGUUUAAGAUGAUCAGCACCAGGGCGGCCAGCGGGCUCUACCGAGCAAUCACGGAGACACACGCUUUCUACAGGUGUGACACGGUGACCAGUGCCGUCAUGAUGCAGUACAGUCGAGACUUGAAGGGCCACCUGGCAUCUCUGUUUCUGAAUGAGAACAUUAACCUCGGCAAGAAGUACGUCUUCGAUAUUAAGAGAACGUCGAAGGAGGUGUACGACCAUGCCAGGCGGGCUCUGUACAACGCCGGCGUGGUGGACCUGGUCUCGAGGAGCGUGCACAGCCCCCCGAGCUCUCCUCUGAAGUCCUCGGACAGCGGCGUGAACUGCAGCAGCUGCGAGGGCCUCCGCUGCCAGCAGACCCGGGCGCUGCAGGAGAAGCUGCGCAAGCUGAAGGAGGCCAUGCUGUGCAUGCUGUGCUGCGAGGAGGAGAUCAACUCGGCCUUCUGCCCCUGCGGCCACACCGUGUGCUGUGAGAGCUGCGCCGCCCAGCUCCAGUCGUGUCCCGUCUGCAGGUCGCGGGUAGAACACGUGCAGCAUGUCUAUCUUCCGACCCACACCAGUCUCCUCAACCUGACCAUCAUCUGACCUGCUGGGCAUUCAUCGGACAGCCCACGCUCCAUGAACUACACUGUCACAAACUAUGAAAAUGAUAAGAUUGUGGAGAAAAUAAAUACUCCAACAACCAUCUGCCAUGCAAUGUU